GCUCGGCGUUCGAACGCCGAGGUCUUAAACCACGGACAUAGCUACGAACGCCGCUUUCCCUGCACGAGCUUGCAGAGACAGCGGGGACUUGCUCCCUUUUUGUGUGUUUUUGUUUGUUUAUUUUCUUCACCUGCACAGGACGCUGCCAUCGGCUCAGCGCCUUCUGGGAGCAGGCGGAAGGCAGCACGGCUUCAAGACGUGCGUGUGAGCGAGAGGGAAAGGAGGGGGGGGGGAUCCGCAUCGUCGUCUGCUGCCUCGCAUUCCAGCAGACGGCAUUUCAGCUUGACCGCUCAUGAGAGCGGCUGGACAUCGCGCGCCUUCGAUGAACUGUCCCCAGCCUCUCAUCAAUUCGCGACGGAUCGCUUUCUGCUCGAUUACUUUGCAGAGGUUGCUGCAAAUAUGUGCGACAGCACCGACGAUGAUACUUUCGACACCUCCCACGUGACGCCGACGGUGGAGCAAAUGAAAGUCGAGCCGCCCGCGACCGUGGGCCGUCGCCGGCGCCGGAACUGCGGACGUCGCUCCUCUGCUAAGCCUCGUGGUCGCGCUCGCAACGUAACUACCGGUGCGGGUGGCAAGCGAGGAGGGAGUCGCCAACCGCGGCCCGCCGCCGCCUCAGCCUUCCUCGCGGCUGCUGCUUCCCCGCAGAAAACUGCUUACGGCGUCAGCGUGAAGGCCGAAACGGCCGAAGAAGUGCCGCUUGAGGUCUUCACCUCGGAGAGCGAGUCCAGCAUCGACCUGCAGGCCGAGACGUACGUCUCGAAGAUCAUGCCGGACCCGGCGACGAUCGUGUACGCGGAGCAGCGCGGCAGCGGCCUCGCCUCCAACGUGCAGGGAGGAACCUCGUGCAGCAGCCACCCGUACGGCGCCUGCUGCGAGGAGCCGCCCGCCACGCCACCGCCACAACGACGCCGCGGUGGGCGCGCCGCUCCUCGACCGGCGCCACCACCGCGGCGGCGGCGGCGCGUGGCCAUCGACGGCGACGAGCGCGUCGUGUGCAAGCCCCAGACGGGCCGCUGGACCUCGCUGCUGCCCGUGGGCACGCUGGCGCGCCGGCCCUCGGCCAAGCUGGUGCAGCUCGUCGCGCAGGCCAUACACGAGAGCCCGCAGCGGGUGCUGCGGGUCACGCACGUCUACGCGGCACUGCAGAACAGGUACCCUUACUUCAGGCUCCUAGACAAGAAGGGCAUCAGCAGCUGGAAGAGCUCGGUGCGUCACGCUCUCUUCCAAAAGUGGUUCGUGAAGCUGCGCCCCACGUCCGUGAUGUACGAGUCGGUUCGUCCCAGGAGUUUCUUCUGGGGCCUCAACUACAGCAACAGGCCCCGUGAAUGGGAGAUGCCCCGAGAAGUGCCGCGGGCCUUCGCCGCACCGACCAACGGCGACGACUACGGGCAGCAGCGGGACGACGGCGAGGCGUCCAGGCUGUUCUCGGGCCUGCACCUGGCCGCCGAGCCGCCGACCAAGAAGCCGGCGCUGCCGUCGGCCUUCCGCCUCGAACUGGAGCGCGGCCUCUUCCCGCCGCCGGACCUGCCCCGGUCCCCGGGCCGCGAGCGGAAGCUGCCGGCCGUCCGGUACUGCGAGUUCGGGCCGGUGACGUCGCCUCCGCAGCCCGAGGACGAGCUGAUCUCCGUGGACAGCCCGUCCUCCUCGCCGCCGCCCCGCGUCGCGCCAGAACUGUGGAAGUCCGAGUGCGCGAGGCCCGACGGCUGGCCGGUCCAGGAGCGGGCGGAGGAGCAAGCCUGGCAGCCCAACGUCGGCGCCUGUGGCGCGCUGCCGGGCCCGUGGGACGCGGACGUCGCGUACUGCAAGCCGGCGUCAGCACCGCCUUGCUCAAGCGCUACGGCCACGUCGGCGACUGCGACGCUGGUGGAGGCCGUCGUGGACAGCUUCCAGAGGCCGUGGCCGUCGCUGUCGGGCGAGCAGUUCGUGCAACUUCGGCACGAAGAGCAGCGGCCGGUGAUGCAAGAGCCAUUGCAAGAGCCGUUGCAAGAGCCACAACAGCAGCAGCAGCUGCAGAUGCUGCACGCACCGACGCAAGAGUCCCGGGAGCACCAUCAGCAGCAGGAGUUCCAGCAGGUCUUGAGAGAGUUCCUGACGGCACCGACGGCGCAACAAGGCGGUGCGAUGCAGGACUGGCUGAGACCGGUGGAGGUCGCAUGCCCUAACGAAAUCUUCGACCUCAGAACGGAGUCGCAGGACAGCCUCUGGGACACCCUCGACCACUUCAUCGGGUCGCUGGCGUUCGGCGGCGAGGAACCGCUGGCACCUCGCCUCGCCCAGGGCUCGCCGCGACACAACGCGCAGGCGUCGUAUCCGGGCCCCGCGGCGCUUCCCGCCGCGCCUUCGUCGACCCCGGCGUCGACCCCGUCGCAGCCGCCACCGGCGAUUGCCGGGCCGUCGCCUCCGCCGCAUCAUGGCAUCCUACUGCGAAGGAUGCACCAGGAGCAGGCAUCCCGCCUGACGCACCUCCUUCGCGGCGUCCGAAUGCUGCUGGACGACCCGGACGAGGUCGUCGCCUGCGUGAACGUUCCCUGGCCCGUGUGGAAGGCUCUGUCCGGCCGCUCCAUCGUGCGGAGGAGCACCCCGUCGGGCGGCCGCCGCGAGCGAGAGCGCAUCACGGCCAUCGUGAUGGCGCCCCCGUCCACGCCGCUGCCCACCGACGGGCCUCCCAUCGUGGAUCACCAGGCCGAGUGCCGCGCGUCGCGACCCCUUGCUACCACUACCGGCGGCGACGACGAGGACGGCCGGUCGUUUCCCGCGGACCAGGCCGAUUGCGGAGACCCCGGGUCGCCGCCUGCGUAGAGCGUUCGAAGCGCGUCUGCCGUGUCUCGAGCGUGCGUCCUUGAUUGAGUAAUGUGUGUGCCACCGUUACGUCUUUUUUUUUCCUGGGAUUCUUUUUUUCUUCUUUCUCUUACAAUGCCGGGUCCAGAAGUUGCUAGAACUCCCGUCCAGAAGUCUAGAAGUCCAGAAGUAAGUUAGAACGACCGGUGCCUUGCCGAGUGGAUGAGAAAUGUGGCUUAAAAUGCUGGGAUAAACCCUCCCCCCCCCCCCAAUUGAUGUUAAGGUUUCCGGCUGUACGUCCACGUAGCUUUCGGAUAGAUUUAGCAGGGCGCGGAUCUGUACGCGGUGCAAGGCACACGGCGGGCAGCCUCGCAUAGCCACCGCACCAGUUCUCGAGGAGCAAGUGGAACCGUCGCAUCCGUGUGCCUCGCCGUGACGCAUUUGUACACAGACUGGAAGCAAGUGCGAAUUUCCGAAGGACGCGAAAGGGCAGACGCGCCGCUGCCACGACGGCACUUAUUGCGGGUGGCGCUUGUACACGCACGCCCUAAAAACAGUUUGCACCCUUUGGGGUGUAUGUUUGUCCCACAACGAUAAUCGUUAUCUGUCCUGCCCGCAUUUCCUUUCUUUAUCGCUGCGAGCCCGGCACUUCCCAGUCACGAACGGCAUGCGCGUUAUCAGUGUGACGCAGCAUUCUCGACAGGAUCUCGACAGGAAAGUAGCGAGCGCCGAGUUUUCAAGAAAGGAAACGCAAGCGAGGCAGAUGACGAUUACUGUUGUGGGACAAAUAUACACCCCAAAGGGUGCAAACUGUUUUUAGAGUGCAUAUGUGCAUGGUGUAUAUUUGCGACACAACGAUAAUCGUCAUCUAUCUUGCCCGCAUUUCCUUUCUUGAAAACGCUGCGCUCGAUACUAUCCUGUCGGGAAUGCUAUGUCCUGCUGAUAAACGCAUGCCGUUCGUUACUGGCAAGUACCGGGCUCGCAGCGUAAAAGAAUGGAAAUGCGGGCAAGACAGAUGACGAUUACUGUUGAGUGGCAAAUAUACACCCCAGAGGGUGUAAACUUUUCUGAGAGUGUAGAUGUGGGUAAGGCCUGUCGCGUUCCGUCAACGACGAAAGAUAACAGCCUUCUCUCGAGCCUUUCUUUAGGCAGGGCUGCGAGACUUGGUUUUCGUGUUGCCUUGUACCUGCCCAAAAUGUGAUAUUCUCAGUGCUUUCCUCGUGAUUGCCAGCGAGUACAAAUACUGAACAUGUGCGCAUACGUCAUCGCCGUUUUUUUUUCUCCUUUUUCUUCUCUCGAGCAUCUAGUCGGAGUAGUAAGUGCCUUUUCAAGAUUACAGCAUUGUGAUCAUGGUGUCUAGCCUUGUACAGUUGAACGUAUCUCUGCAGUCUUCCAAGGUUUCCUAUUCCAGUCUGAAACUUCGGGAGGCAGGCAGCACGUGACCUUCAAAAAAAAAAAACAAGCGCCAACACUCGGAUGCAAACGUGUGCCCGUGGUUCUCGAAGUGGCUGCCAUUUGUUCCUUCUGUGCGUGACUACAGUCCCCUUCAGCCUUAAACGAGUGUUCGACCAGCUGCCGAGCGCUUCGCACAAGAACAGGUGGUGGUUGUAUUCUAGUAGCGCAUCACUCGACCGUUCUCCGCUUUCGUCACAAAGUCGCGCAGGGUCUUCGAGGCAUCGCGGGUUUUCUCGAAGGGUGCUCCGCGACGACGUUCGUUCAUUACGUCACGAGGUAGACACGUCUUCCGGGGACGCUUCAACUCGUCGUGCAAUGAGGUCGCGAUCUCGGCGCGACGCGUUGCUCUUGGCGUUGUAAAAAUCCUCUUCGUGUCUGCAUCCGGCCGCGCGGAACGUGGGGCUUUGCAGCCUGGUUGCGCGACGGGUCCGCAAGGAAGACGUCCAGGACCGAAAGGGCAGCGCCGCAGGGUGCCGAAACGUCAUCUCCCAGUGUCGACACAUGGGCACGCGAUCGAUGCUUGAGACGUGAACUGAGAGACGGGACGAGCUCGACCGAAACGGUGCCGGAGGACAAAGUCCACCUACGAUGAUGCCCCGUCCUGCCUCGACACGGAACUUGGCGCACUGCGCAGGUCGGACAGUUUACCGCGCUGCUACUACUCCUAGCACGAAGCUUCCUCGGCUUAUUUCUCGCCUUCCAAAGUGAGCCCUGGUACCCUCCGGGAGCGUUGGUAACCGCGAUGCGGCAUGUUCGUUAAUUCGGUCCUCGGGGUUUCUGCAAGUCGUUCUUUCGCAUGAUUUUUUUUUAUGAACUUGAACUGCCCUCCUUCGCAACUGUUGAAAGUCUGUUGUACGGCAGUUUAGCCAAUGUUUUCCCUAGUGAAACCUCCAGCCCGUGCAGGUCGACUGCUGCAUUCCAUACUGUCAAAGACAGCGUCCUGCAAGAUUGCGUGGCAAGCCAGUUUCGUCUCCCUUUGUUGUGGGUAAUUCGGUCGUCAGCCAGCGCUUCCUAUUGUUUGGGACGAGGCAGCGUUAAGUAAUGUUUACCUGGAGUUAUCGUUGACAUGGUCACGACUCUUCAUAAACGUUAUGAAACAAGCUUGCUCAUUUCAGGCUUCCUAUAAACUACGGGUAUGACAGAUUCAAAAGAGCCGUUAAAGCCUCACCUCCCGCCCGCGAAGCGUAAAACUUGGCACCAAGUUAGCCAGUGUUUGGCGUUCAGUGACCGAGCUGCAACUUCGUCUAUUCCACGUCCAGAGUAUGCUUCCUUUCUUUUUUUCUUUUUUGUCGACCCGCACUCACUGUCUCAGCAGAAAGCCACGGUCAGACGCAAAGAAAUUUCAGUCGAACGCACCCACGUUACUCAUCGGGCCCUCGCGUUUUGCAUCUCUCUAUAUAGUAUUUUUUUCAGUAUUUUCAUGCGUGUCGUUUCUGCGUUUCGUUUUAGUUAUAUUACUUUCUUUUUUUCAGCUACGAAUCCGUUGUUGCUCAAAUAUGCACAUAAGUGUAUUUCCACGCGCCAUAUAUAUAUGUAUGUAUGCAUGUAUUUCUCGUUGUCAAUAUUCGUUUCUUUUCGCGUUGCUUUUCCGUUAUUCGUUCUUAUUAUUAUGAUUUGGGCGCAUGAGGGUAGGCGCAAGCAUAUGAACAGCCAUUAGCCUCUAUCGUGAUGACGUAUUUUUAUAUGCCCUUGACAGCUCGGUCUAUCUGCAUUCCUAUAUCCCAUAUUUUUUCUUACUCUUGCACAUCGAACUAUAGUAAAGCGUGUCCUCGGUUCGAACUUCUAGGAUUUUAACGUUCUAAAAGCUUAGGAUUAGCUCGUUGCAUGCUCAGUUCAUUAUCACUCAAGCUUUAUCGCAUGCUCGUUGCAUGUUCUUUCUUAAUUAAAGUUGGGCUUGUCCUGGCGUGAACGCUGAA
This is a messenger RNA of Dermacentor albipictus, 6152 nucleotides long. RefSeq lists its product as uncharacterized. Gene Ontology annotation, molecular function: RNA polymerase II cis-regulatory region sequence-specific DNA binding; DNA-binding transcription factor activity, RNA polymerase II-specific. NCBI's taxonomy places the organism in Eukaryota, Metazoa, Arthropoda, Arachnida, Ixodida, Ixodidae. The record is from RefSeq and is a predicted model, not a curated record. Gene Ontology annotation, biological process: cell differentiation; anatomical structure morphogenesis; regulation of transcription by RNA polymerase II.